Drosophila willistoni is the source of this 1167-nucleotide messenger RNA. It is a transcript of the gene CSN6, whose product is annotated as COP9 signalosome complex subunit 6. The record is from RefSeq and is a predicted model, not a curated record. Gene Ontology annotation, molecular function: protein binding; metallopeptidase activity. Bases 89 to 1105 code for a protein of 338 amino acids. Gene Ontology annotation, biological process: protein deneddylation. Lineage: Eukaryota; Metazoa; Arthropoda; Insecta; Diptera; Drosophilidae. The transcript has 2 exons. Gene Ontology annotation, cellular component: COP9 signalosome.
ACAAAUUUUAACAGAAAAAGCAACAACAACUUUUGCAAAAUAAAUUAAAAUUCAACAAUAUAUUUAGAAUUCGCCAAAGCCUUGAAAUAUGGAGCAAAUGGAUAUUGAUUUGGAUGCGUCGGCCAAGCCGAGUACGUCAAACGCUGCGGCAGCUGAAAACAACAGCAAACAGCAGCAGACAAAGAAUCCAAUUGUGGGCAACAUUAUGGCUGCGGCCGGCACAAUCGCAUCGGUGACUAUUUCGCUGCAUCCACUGGUCAUUAUGAAUAUAUCGGAGCACUGGACGCGUUUUCGUGCCCAGCAUGGUGAACCGCGCCAGGUAUAUGGUGCUUUAAUUGGCAAACAGAAGGGUCGCAACAUUGAGGUGAUGAACUCAUUCGAACUGAAGACCGAUGUGUUUGGCGACGAGAUGAUAAUCAACAAAGACUACUACAACAAAAAGGAGCAGCAAUACAAACAGGUAUUCAGCGAUCUCGAUUUUAUUGGCUGGUACACAACGGGCGAGAGUCCGACAGCUUCGGAUAUUAAAAUACAGAAACAAAUUGCCACAAUCAAUGAAUGCCCAAUAAUGCUGCAACUGAAUCCACUAUCACGAAGCGUAGAUCAACUGCCCAUUAAGCUUUUCGAGUCCUUAAUCGAUUUGGUAGAUGGUGAGGCUACCAUGCUCUUUGUUCCCCUAACUUACACACUGGCCACCGAGGAGGCAGAGCGCAUUGGUGUGGAUCAUGUGGCCCGCAUGACCACCAACGAGUCCGGGGAGAAGAGUGUGGUGGCCGAACAUCUGGUGGCCCAAGAUAGUGCCAUCAAAAUGCUAAAUACACGUAUCAAAAUCGUGUUGCAGUACAUAAAAGACGUAGAGGCGGGCAAACUGAAGCCCAAUCAGGAGAUAUUGCGAGAGGCAUACGCCCUUUGCCAUCGUCUGCCCGUAAUGCAGGUGCCCGCCUUUCAGGAGGAGUUUUACACGCAGUGCAACGACGUGGGAUUAAUUAGCUACCUUGGCACCCUCACUAAGGGCUGCAACGAUAUGCAUCAGUUUGUCAAUAAAUUUAAUAUGCUCUACGAUCGCCAGGGGUCCUCGCGACGUAUGCGAGGCCUUUACUACUGAUUAGGACUUGAUUGAUGCAUUCGUUUGAUUUUUAAAUAAAAUGUGCUAGGAUUUCUAAUUAA